This is a messenger RNA of Linum tenue, 487 nucleotides long. NCBI's taxonomy places the organism in Eukaryota, Viridiplantae, Streptophyta, Magnoliopsida, Malpighiales, Linaceae. The record is from the annotation of a GenBank genome assembly.
CGAUCCAAUACUUCAACUUAGCUUCCCUCUCCACUCCAUAAUCUCCUGCCUCUAGCUUUUUUGCCUGAAAAAAAAAGGAAAAAAAACAAAAAUGCCUCUAGUUACCGAGACCGUGACAUUCAGGAUGUUCUCCUCCGCCAGCGACGUAUGGAGCGCCGUCACCGCCGCCACAGCUGUUUUCCCGAUGGCGAUGCCCAACCUCUACGCCGGCAUCAAGCGCAACCGCCGCGACGGCUUCACCGAAGGCUCUAUCCGCGACAUCACUUUCGGCCCUGCUUACAGCAGGGUGGUGGGAUCGGGGAGGGAAGAGAUCCUUGAAGUUGACCAUUCCAACAUGACGGUGAAGACGACGAUGAAUGACGACGGAGCAUUCGUGCCGCGGCUCUUCGACAGCGUCGACAUCACGACGGCCGUGGUGCCUUCCUCCCGCGCCAACCUUAGGGCCACAGGCUGCACGAUUACUUGUGUUGGGCGAGAUCAGAGCUGA